UGAAGCUGCUGCCGCUGGCGUCCAUGGCGUACACCGUGACCCCCACGCCGGCGGGGCCUGUCGGCUCCCAGUACUGCGUCUGCAAAGUUGAGUUGUCUGUCUGUGGCCAAAACCUCCUGGACAGGGAUGUCACUUCCAAAUCCGACCCCUUCUGCGUCCUCUUCAUGGAAGUCAACGGGAAGUGGGUGGAGCUUGACAGGACAGAGACGGCCGUGAACAACCUCAACCCAGCUUUCGCCAAGAAGUUCAUCGUCGACUACCACUUUGAGGAAGUGCAGAAGCUGAAGUUUGCCCUGUUUGACCAGGACAAGUCGAGCAUGCAGCUGUAUGAGCAUGACUUCCUGGGUGAAUUCUCCUGCACACUGGGCAUGAUUGUCUCCAGCAAGAAAAUAACAAGGACUCUCCUUCUGGGGAAUGGCAAGCCGGCUGGGAAGGGGAUGAUAACGAUAGCUGCCCAAGAGCUCUCAGAUAACAGGGUGAUUACUCUGAGCAUGGCUGGCAGAAAACUGGAUAAAAAGGACCUGUUUGGAAAGUCAGAUCCCUUCUUGGAGUUUUAUAAACCAGGAGACGAUGGAAAAUGGAUGCUGGUCCACAGAACAGAGGUGAUCAAGUACACACUGGACCCCGUCUGGAAGCCGUUCACUGUGCCUUUGGUGUCACUGUGUGAUGGAGAUGUAGAGAAGCUGAUAAAGGUGACGUGUUACGACUACGACAGCGAUGGGGGACACGACUUCAUCGGAGAGUUUCAGACCUCGGUGGCCAGGAUGUGCGAAGCCCAAGAUGCCCUUCCGCUCGAGCUGGAGUGCAUUAACCCCAAAAAGCAAAAGAAGAAAAAAAGCUACAAGAACUCUGGGAUCAUCAUUGUCAAGUCCUGCAAAAUAACCAGAGAUUUCUCCUUCCUGGACUACAUCCUGGGAGGCUGCCAGCUGAUGUUCACUGUUGGGAUUGACUUCACGGCCUCCAACGGGAACCCGCGAGACCCCUCCUCUUUGCACUACAUCAACCCCAUGGGGACAAAUGAGUACUUGUCAGCCAUCUGGGCUGUCGGCCAGAUCAUCCAGGACUACGACUCAGAUAAGAUGUUUCCUGCCCUGGGAUUUGGUGCCCAGCUCCCCCCAGACUGGAAGGUAUCCCAUGAGUUUGCCAUUAACUUCAAUCCCACAAACCCAUUUUGUUCAGGUGUGGAGGGCAUUGUCCAAGCGUACUCAGCCUGCCUGCCCCACAUCCGCUUCUACGGACCCACCAACUUCUCCCCCAUCGUCAACCAUGUGGCCCGCUUCGCCGCUCAGGCCACCCAACAGGAGGUCGCAUCUCAAUACUUCAUCCUCCUCAUCAUCACGGACGGGGUGAUCAGCGACAUGGACGAGACAAGACACGCUGUGGUGCAGGCAUCCAAGCUGCCCAUGUCUAUCAUCAUCGUCGGGGUGGGCAACGCCGACUUCGCCGCCAUGGAGUUCCUGGAUGGGGACAGCCGGGUGCUGCGCUCCUACACCGGCGAGGAGGCCGUGCGCGACAUUGUCCAGUUCGUGCCCUUCCGGGAUUUCCGAAAUGCCCCCAAGGAGACCCUGGCCAAGGCCGUGCUGGCAGAGCUGCCCCAGCAAGUGGUGCAGUACUUCAAGCACCGAAACCUGCCACCCAUCAACUCGGAGCCCGCAUAGAGCCGUGCCCGGCUGCACCCUCUGCAUGUCGCUGAAGCCUGUUGGUCCUGCCAAAAGUGCAUGUCCCACAUGCUUUCAAGAGAAUACCCUCCCUAAAACACUUUGUACUUCUUAAUUUAAUUGCCAAGUUCUUAAAACUCAUCCCAGAGAAGCAUCUGGGUUCAUUUUGUACAGUCCCGGCCCGAGGUAACACUAAAUGGCCAGGCCAUGCCCUGGUCCUGCUCUGUUGAGUCACUUUUCAGUAUUGAAUGUACUUUGUAUUAUUUCCGUGGAACAGGAUACAAUUUUUACAAUCAAAACUUGCUUUUUCCAAGCAAUGAAAUGCUUAAUAUAUUAUUAUCAUUCAAUGAACUGGUCACUGUAUAGUUCAUGUAUCUGUGUUGUACCUGUGCAUCUGUCACACUCUAUGUUCAUUUUUAUACUGUGUACAUGUUAUAUUUGUUAUACUCAGGUUAAUAAAGAAACUUGGACAUUUAAAACAA
Messenger RNA from Mesitornis unicolor (brown roatelo), 2140 nucleotides. RefSeq names its product copine II (gene CPNE2). Gene Ontology annotation, molecular function: calcium-dependent phospholipid binding. Bases 24 to 1658 code for a protein of 544 amino acids. NCBI's taxonomy places the organism in Eukaryota, Metazoa, Chordata, Aves, Mesitornithiformes, Mesitornithidae. The transcript has 15 exons. Gene Ontology annotation, biological process: cellular response to calcium ion. Gene Ontology annotation, cellular component: plasma membrane. The record is from RefSeq and is a predicted model, not a curated record.